AAGAAAGGAGCUACAAGCUCCGCCAGAUAACAAAUGGAGGGUCUUCAGACCAAACCCAGAUUCUUCUUCUUCUCCCUCUUCUUCCUUGCCUCUGCCGCCCUGUCCGGCGCCAACAUCGUGGAGUUCGACGACCAUUGGCAGAAGAAGGCGGAGGAGGCCCUCGCCAGAUCCCGUGCCGCCUACAAUCCCGACCCCGAGGGCGUCACCCACGACUUCAAUAAGGCUGUCCACUUGGCCCUGUCAGAGGCCCGGAACAGCACGAGAAGAACCCUCAGGUCGGUCCACCGUAACAAGUUCAAGGGGCCGUGCGUGGCCACCAACCCGAUCGACCGGUGCUGGAGGUGCCAGAAGAACUGGAUCAACCACCGCAAGAAGCUGGCCACCUGCGCCAAGGGCUUCGGUCGCAACGCCAUCGGUGGCAAGAACGGCGACUUCUACGUGGUCACCGAUCCCUCCGACGACGACCUGGUCAACCCCAAGUACGGCACCCUCCGAUGGGGCGUCAUCCAGGACCGGCCCCUCUGGAUCAUCUUCGCCCGCGACAUGAUCAUCCGCCUCUCCGAGGAGCUCAUGAUCAACAGCAACAAGACCAUCGACGGCCGCGGGGCCAACGUCCACAUCGCCUUCGGCGCCCAGAUAACCAUCCAAUUCGUGCACGACGUCAUCAUCCACGGCAUCCAUAUCCACGACAUCAGACCCAGCAAUGGUGGCAUCAUCAGGGACUCCCUCCAGCACUUCGGCAUCCGGACAAAGAGCGACGGUGAUGGCAUCUCCAUCUACGGCUCCAGCGAUAUCUGGAUCGACCACUGCUCCUUGAGGAACUGCGCCGACGGCCUCAUCGAUGCCAUCGAGGCUUCCACCGCCAUCACCAUUUCUAACUGCCAUUUCACCCACCACAACGAUGUGUUGCUGUUCGGUGCCAGCGAUUCAAACGAGCACGACUCGAUGAUGCAGGCCACUGUUGCCUUCAACCACUUCGGGAAAGGCCUUGUGCAGAGGAUGCCAAGGUGCCGCUGGGGGUUCUUCCACGUCGUCAACAAUGACUACACCCAGUGGAUAAUGUAUGCCAUCGGUGGUAGCCAACACCCUACCAUCAUCAGCCAGGGGAAUCGAUUCGUCGCUCCUCGCAUGCUAUUCUCCAAGGAGGUGACCAAGAGGGAUUAUGCAACGGAGGAUGUCUGGAAGCAAUGGACAUGGAGAUCGGAGGGUGACUUGAUGCAGAACGGCGCCUUCUUCCGUGAGUCUGGAAAUCCAAACGCGAGGAAGUUCGACAGGAAGGACUUCAUCAAGGCGAAGCCGGGGAACAUGGGUGAGGAGGCUCACACGCUUCGCCGGUCCGCUCGGCUGCAGAGCCGGCCGCCCGUGCUGAUGAUUGAUGCCAUACCUCUCCCAUCAGACGUCAGUUCUCAUCGCACCUGAGGACGAGAGAAAGCAUGUGCCCGACCGAAAAGUCCGAGUGGAGUUUAGAAUGCAGUACCGCGCAAUCGUUGUUUCGAUCAUUUUAUUUAUUUAUUAGUAUUACCAUCGCUGUUAUUUUGUUUUAGGCUUUCAUUUUCAUACACAGCCACUCUUCAAUGAAUUCACAAAUGAAUUAUUUUCUAAUUUU
Messenger RNA from Elaeis guineensis (African oil palm), 1606 nucleotides. NCBI's taxonomy places the organism in Eukaryota, Viridiplantae, Streptophyta, Magnoliopsida, Arecales, Arecaceae. The record is from RefSeq and is a predicted model, not a curated record.